GCCGGUAGAGUGUGUGUUUGCUUGUAUGCGAGUGGUAUUGAUCGUUAACUGGUUAUUGUAUUGUUAUUUCAUUUAUAUCUUAUAGAAUAAUCAUUUUCCUUGUUAAAUUUAGUUAUCUGUUUUCAAUUUAAUUAUUUUUCCAACGUACGGAAAUUUGACGUUUCAAAACGAGCGCUUUCUAAAAUGGACAGAGUUAAAAGUGAACCUGAAGACUUUGAUCCAUACGUUCUUCGAGUACGUGGAUUACCUUGGUCUGCAUCAAAGGAUGACAUUGUGAAAUUUUUUGAUGGAUGUAAAUUAAAAAAUGGCCCGAAUGGUAUUCAUUUGACAAUGUCUAGAGAAGGUCGACCUAGUGGUGAAGCUUAUGUUGAGUUUGAAACUCCAGAAGAUGCUGAUAAAGGGUUGGAAAAGAAUAAUGAGCAUCUUGGUAGCCGCUAUAUAGAAGUUUUUCGCUCAAAACAAAAUGAGAUGGAAUGGGCUCUUCGUAGAUGUGGAUUAGAUGGCCAAGAAGCUUUUGGGGAUGCAUGCGUUCGAUUAAGAGGCUUGCCAUUUGGAUGCUCAAAAGAAGAAAUAGCCCAGUUUUUUACAGGGUUGGAGAUUGUCCGAAAUGGGAUUACCCUUCCAACUGACUACCAGGGAAGGAGCACUGGGGAGGCUUAUGUACAGUUUGCAUCACAAGAGAUAGCUGAAAAGGCGAUGGGGAAACACAAGGAAAAAAUUGGGCACAGGUACAUUGAAAUCUUCAAAAGCAGUUUACAAGAAAUUCGUAAUGCUAUGGGAAUGGGUCCUGUUCGUAUGGGACGAUCAAUGGGCUCUAACCGUAUGAACCCCUAUGACAGGCCUGAACGUCCUGGUGCAUUUGGAAGAGGAGGUCGUGGUAGAGGUGGUUCUGUUGGAGGAAGUUUUGGAGAUAGGGGUGGUUUUCCUGAACGAAUCCGAGAUACAGGGCAUAAUGUGCACUUAAGAGGCUUACCUUUUAGAGCUGUUGAAAGAGAUAUAUUUGAUUUCUUUGCACCUUUGAAACCUGUAGCUGUGAGAAUCAAAUAUGAGCCUAGUGGACGAUCUUCUGGUGAAGCUGAUGCUAUGUUUGCUACACAUGAAGAAGCUUUAAGAGCAAUGAAGAAAGAUAAAGAAAAAAUUCAACAUCGUUACAUUGAAUUGUUUUUGCAAUCUGAACCUGACCACUUUAGGCCAGAGGGAAUGGGACCAUUUGGUGGUCCACCUGGACCAGGCCAGUUUGGCCCUCGUGGUGGUGGUGGUGGCCGGCCUUUUAUGCCAGACUCAGAUCCUGGAUAUGGUGGUCCUGGUGUUGGACUGGACCGGACCUAUGGAGCAGGGUUGCCUGAACGUGGUUUUGGAUCUGGGCCAGCAAGAGGUUUUGGUGGUGAGCCAGAUAGAGGAUUUGAUGGUGGCUAUGGAGGAGGAUCUCCAGUAUCUUCACGAGGAUUUGGGAUGAGUUCUGUUGGUGGUAGAGAUCGUGAUUUUGGAUUUAAUUCAGAAAAGCCAUAUGCCCCAAGUUCUGCUGAUCGAGGAUUUGGUGGACAAUCUGAUAGAGGUUUUAGUACAGGUGCAUCAUCUUCUGAUAGAGGAUUUGGUGGUAGUCCUGUUGAUAGGGGCUAUGGUAGAAGUACUAGUGAUAGAAGUGGAUAUGGAACCAGCUCAUCUGAUAGAAGCUUUGUAGGAGUUGCUGGUGGACCAACACGAUCAGCUUAUUCUACUAGUGACAGAUUUGGAACUGCAGACCGAAGAAUGGAUGAGAGGCCUUAUGGUAUGACUGAUACAUAUCGAAAUGGUAUGCAAGGAAAUUCCAUGAGUGCAGGAGCCAUGAGAAAUGAUACUGGAUAUAGCAAAGAUCGUACAAAUGAAUCAGAAUUUUAUGGAUCUGGAAAAUUGUUUGGAGAUAAUAGUUAUCAAUCCUCGCCUGGCCAAGGACUAGGUAUGAUGGGUCCUACUACAUACCCUGGAUAUUAGAAAUAUAUAACAGCCAGUGACUCAUAAGACAUGUAACUUCUUUUUUAUCCAGUGAUUGUCAUGUUUCAUUUGAUGUGCAUAUAUUAUAAAACUUAUGUGGAAGUGCUCAUUUUUUUCUUUCAAUGCCAUAUAAACGUCUAUGCACAUGUAACAAUUUUGCUCGUAUUUUAUGUGUAAAUAGGUCCCUCUGCCUCAUGUUAUAAACAUAUAAUUUGAUAAAUAGUUGAUAUUCAUCAUAUUUGUCCUCAUACUCUAAAUAAAAGUACUUUAUAUAUAUA
Messenger RNA from Argiope bruennichi, 2249 nucleotides. Its product is annotated as heterogeneous nuclear ribonucleoprotein H2-like. Gene Ontology annotation, cellular component: ribonucleoprotein complex; nucleoplasm. Gene Ontology annotation, biological process: regulation of RNA splicing. The record is from RefSeq and is a predicted model, not a curated record. The transcript has 10 exons. Bases 184 to 1971 code for a protein of 595 amino acids. Gene Ontology annotation, molecular function: RNA binding. NCBI's taxonomy places the organism in Eukaryota, Metazoa, Arthropoda, Arachnida, Araneae, Araneidae.